Messenger RNA from Penicillium canescens, 1047 nucleotides. RefSeq lists its product as uncharacterized. The transcript has a single exon. The record is from RefSeq and is a predicted model, not a curated record. NCBI's taxonomy places the organism in Eukaryota, Fungi, Ascomycota, Eurotiomycetes, Eurotiales, Aspergillaceae. The coding region runs from base 1 to 1047 and encodes 348 amino acids.
AUGCGUCUCCUCGCCCCCUGGUUCAGUAGCUUGGCAGUCCUGCCACUGGCUCGGGCUUCCUUGCCUAUGCUUUAUGGAACCGAAGUAUGGUCGAGCCCCUACAGCAACAAUAAACCCAGCGUGAAAGUUGAGACGCUCUUUCAGUUCCCGGAGAAUGGUUCAUGGGUCGACAACCUCGUCCUGCGAUCAGAUGGAAACCUUCUGUUGACGCGUCUGGAUGUUCCGGAAGUUUGGUCGGUCAACACAACUAGUGGAAACGCGACUCUUGCCUACUCAUUCCCCAAUGUCACUAGCUGCUUUGGAAUCAGCGAAAUCGCGGACGAUGUAUUUGCGGUGGUAGUAGGCAAUUUCUCGACAAAGACUUACAAGCCCGAUGCUGGUUCUUUCUCCGUCCAGAAAUUAGAUUUCAACAAAACCAGCAAGAGAAGGGGCAAACGGGCCUCAAAGCUCCCGGCUGCUUCCCGGAUUGUGGCACUACCGGAAGCCCAGGCUUUGAAUGGAAUGACUACUUUCUCAAAAGACGCAGAUUUGGUUCUCAUUGCGGACAGCCCCAAGGGCGUGGUAUGGAAAGUCAACACCAAAACGGGUGACUAUGCUGUUGCACUGAACGAUACUACCAUGCUGCCAGCAAAGGGCCAGGCACUUCCCUUGGGAAUUAACGGCUUGAAAGCGAUUGAGGACUAUGUGUACUAUUCCAGCACAACACGCAUGGAGUUUUGUCGCGUCAAGGUGGACAAGGAUGUCAAGCCGAUCGGAGACUACGAGGUCAUCGCUAGCGGGUUUUUGCCCGAUAACAUGGACGUCACAGAAGAUGGCUUUGCGUAUAUCGCCACGGAUCCUCAGAACUCCGUUGUCCGCAUCACUCCUUCAGGACAAAUCUCGCUCGUCGCUGGUGGACAAUUGUCCACAGAGAUGCCAGGUCCAACGUCAGCCCGGCUGAGCGAGGAUCGCAAGUCUCUCUAUGUUGGAACUAGUGGUGGUCAGGUUGCGCCAGUUUUAGGCACUUUCAUGGAGCCAGGCAAGGUGGUCAAGAUCACUCUAGAAUAA